This is a messenger RNA of Malaya genurostris, 14765 nucleotides long. It is a transcript of the gene lilli, whose product is annotated as AF4/FMR2 family member lilli. NCBI's taxonomy places the organism in Eukaryota, Metazoa, Arthropoda, Insecta, Diptera, Culicidae. The coding region runs from base 2687 to 7861 and encodes 1724 amino acids. The transcript is spliced from 17 exons. Gene Ontology annotation, cellular component: super elongation complex; nucleus. The record is from RefSeq and is a predicted model, not a curated record. Gene Ontology annotation, biological process: regulation of gene expression.
GGUCAGUGGUAAGGGGGCCUAGCAAGAAAGAAAGAAAAAAAUAAGAAAAUAAAAUGGCGAUCUUUGCGUGUUGUUCAUUUAGGAUCGGUGCGACUGUGAACGGAUUUUUCAAUUGAAAGCAAUCCAAAGGUCCUCGAUUUGACCAUUCUAACUAGUGCAUAUGAACCAGGUACCUCCGGGGCCAGUGUUAGUUUUUGUCCCUGAUCAUCACGGGAUCAGCCGGAAGUGGAAAUUCAACAGUAGUUCUUGUGUGUAAUUCUGUAAGUGGGAAAGUUUUUCGAGAUUUUUGCUGACGAGAGAAGGAAUUUUUCGGAUAGUGAGCGAACGAACGAACCCCAAGAGCACGAAGGAGUAAGCGCAAGCGGCCGUGGGUACGCAACGCAACAAACGGGGGGAGGGCCUUGAGAGUGCGGACGGGCUUUUUUUUGCUAGUGAAAAUAGUCGCGAUUAAAAAUCGGCACACACAAACAUUCGACAGACUGAGUGAGUGGAAAAAUUGAAUCGCGGAUUUGUGGUGCGGGUGAUUUCGGGCCGCAGGAAGUGAUUUUUUUUCGUUCUCCAGUGAUAUAUAGCUCUAACAGUGCGGCAGUCGCCGUACCGGAACUGCUCUCCGUGAUACGCCACGGGAUACGGUAGACGGUACGAACGCUCGUGUAAUAGAAGAAGUGGUGAAGUGGUGAGGCUAGUUUUCGGCUUGUUCGGAAAUUGUGAGAGGGAGAGACGGACUGAUCGAAAAGGGGGUUUUUGUUUUGGACCUUCAACUUGUAACAUUUUUUUCGGGACUUGAAAAUCAAACCUGGUCGGUUAUUGUUUGCUUGGACCUGAGUCGGCUGAAAAAUACCGAGAAAAAACAAAGGAUUUUCAUUGCGAGGAAAAGCUUGGAUGUUUCUGGCAGGCACUGCAGCUCCAGAACCCUUGCGUAUCAUCACCGUAUGAGGCAAGGAAGGCAACGCCAGCCACGAAGAAGUAGAAACACGACAGAUGUAACGAAACAGCACCAAUCAACAACCGAACGAACAGGAGCGGUGCAUUUACGUUGUUGGGCAAGUGGCGCGCGCGUAGCCAGCCAACCAACCAGGCUGCCAUCGGUACACAAUUCAUCCUAAGUUGGCUUGUUUUUCGCAUUGCUUUGCCAAUUCCUCCCAAUACAUAUUCUGCCGGGCCGACCCGAAAUCGAGAGAAAGAAAGAGGGAAAAAGAGAGAGAGAGUGGAAGAAAGAGCGAGAAAGAGCAAGUAAGCGGACAGAGUCGUGUGCGUAUUUUGCACUCGCAUUCGCCGGCGCAAUCAGGUCGGGGUAUCGUCGUCCGGCAUCAGGACCUCUCGUCACCGUGACCGUGAAUUAAUCAAAGUCGGUAAUGAGUAGUGAGUGAAAGCAAGAAAAAAAUAGUCGUUGUUUAACGCAAAAAAAUACUCAAAAAACCAACACGGGGUACGCGGUGCAAAGAAGAAAUACGGCAGUCCUUGUCCCAGAACUAACGGUAGUGUUCGGAUAGAGCAGCGUUGUGGAAAAUUUCUGAUUAGGGUAAAAUUCGUGUAAUAUUCAGGUUUGGCAUUAAAUUGUGCUCGAUCUGCUCGCCAAGUGAUUAGUGGCAAUUAGAUGUAGCGUUAAGUUUCAUGUAAUCAAUCUAAGGCAAAAUAAGUUUCUCCGAUAGUGCUUUAAGUGGUAGUGGAAAUAGAGGAAAAUAGCUUCAGUAAGGUGUUUCGCUGCGAGUAAAAGAAGAAGAAAGUGAAUAUUUGAGAUUUACAGCAAUCGAUUUGCACGAUACGUGACUAAUAUCUUGAAUGGGUCUCGCUUUUUUCUGUUUACCUAUACCGAUACACACACACAGCGAUUUAUGUUCAUAUAUUAGACACAAGUAGCAUUUCUAUUUGUGUGCGAGUGUGUGCAAGCGCUAGUGUUGUCAAGAAGGAACCAACCUCAAGCGGCGCACACAGGGGAAUCGUGAAUCGUCACACACAUUACUAUCGGAACAGCCAGGAAAAGAGCAACAGUGGAGAAACAUAAAUCCCCAGAGCGACGUCAAGAUGCGAACAGAUGCACUCGUCGACAUCAUCGAACCGACCGAACUACUACUGACAGCUGAAGCAGGGGCAACGACGUCCACCGGCAACAGCCGGCUACGGUUGUGGUCAGGAGCAGCAGUGGCAUCGCGGUGCCAGCAAAAUUGCGACCGCUCGCACUAGUAGCAGAGUGUGUAUCAGUUGUGUGUUUUCUGUUCUGCCUUUUAAUAUUUUUUUUGUGCCGCCGCCUGUCCUACCUUACACGAAACUGGGGCAGAUUUUUCUCAUCCCCCCCUGUUCGGUGGUCUCCCGUGUUCCGUACUGGUCUUGUCAUACCGUGUGUGUGUGCUAGCAGGAUAUACGGAAUUUGAGUUCAAGUGAAACGAAAAAAUAUCCGAGAAAAAUCAAACCAACUACCGGUUUCUAGUUGGUGGAAGCAGUUUAAGGUUUGAGUUCCUUUACGGCAUCGACCAGGGGCAGUGUGGAGGAAAAUAAGCAUUAAUCCCUUAUCUGUAAGGAAGAAGAAGAAGAAGAAGCAAAAAUUUCUCAACUCUUGUUAAGCUGCAGAACAAACAAUCAAACUCUUCCAGCGGAAGCCAGCCUCAGUUCUGGCCAAAGCAGACGGUAUGAUAAUCAAGGACGGAAAGACUCGCUUUCCGUUGUAAUAUAUAGUGCAAGAUGAGCAAUGAAAAGCGGUAGGAACCUGUACUCGUUCAGUUCAGUAGCAGGUGGUGGUGGUACGUUUGCCGCGUCCGGUACCGCUUCGGGAGCAGGAGCAGGAAAUAGUUUGCCAGGAUCGUCGUUAUCGUCGUCUUUGUCCUCUACGUCGCUGCAGUCGACGGGAGGCGGAGGAGGUGAUUCGGAUAUGAAAAAAUCGCAGAAACCAAGGCAUGAUGAGCAGGACAGCAGGAUGGAGCGCAGAGAACGCGAUAAGCUGGCACGAGCUGCAGUGCUACAGGCCGAACGUGAUGCGGAACCAGCAGCACCGAUAUUUGCCGCUCCGGUUAAAGUGCUUAGCCCAUCGGACAUGGACAUCCAGAUCCAGUCGAAGCUGGGCAACUUUGAAAUGGCCCGCCGACAUAUCCUGUUGGAUUCGACGGCACAUCACGUGAUCGGGAUCGCCACCAGUCCGGCCUCGUGUACGCCGCGUUCCAAUGCACCCUCGUCACAAAUGCCAAACAGCCUCACCAACACCAUUAGUCCGCUGGCCGGCAGUGCGAUAUUCAUGUCACAGUCGUCGGCCUCGGGCACGUCGACGUCCUCGCAGUACCAACGAACGCUUCCGCCAAAAACCAGUAGCAAUAGUAGCACCAAUAACAGUAGCAGUAGUAAUAGUAGCAGUAACAAUUCCAGCACCGGUGGCAGUGGCAGCGGAAGCUUCGUCAAGCCCACGGACAACCGACCGGUCUACAACGGACGUUCCUCCUCGGCUAGCGGCCGGCACUACAGCCAAACGUCGUCCGGGACCGGAGCAGGGGCGUUUUCCAAGCAUGAGGUGCAUUCGAAAGGACCAUCCACGGUGCCCACGUUGCUGAUGAACGGCCGCACGGCACCCGGUCCCGGAUCCAUUGGUGAUAAGUUACCCUCGCAAAUGCCGAACGGACGUCUACUUCCUCAGGUUUCGAACGCAAAGAUGCCUCCUAGAGUAAGUGAUUUCUCGACACCGCUCAAAACGCCCGGCGGCAACGUGGAGAAAAUCCUGAGCGAAAUCAAAACCUUUAACGUAGGGACACCGCUGACGGAGAUCGGUGCUACACCCCGGAAGGAACUGGACAGCAAGUUUAGCUUUAACAAUCCAAACAUGCCAAAACAUAAGUACGCACCGAAACCGGUGCUAAUGAAGCCUCCUUCGUUCAAGACGCCACUGGAUGCACUACCAGCUAUGCUGAAACCGAUAGGUGCUCGUGAUGAUGACGCGAACGGUUCGGACAGUGACGACGGUGCCUACAAGAAAAAGCGUAACUCCAGUGAUACGUCAUCGAACGAAAGCGGAGAUGAAUCAUCCAGUGAGGACUCUAAUAUUGGAAACAAAGCCAACAAUGGAGGUGGUGCAGGAAGUAUGCCGGGCAGUAUCGGUUCUGGUGGCUUGCCGGGGAGCACCUCUUCUGGUGGGACCAACGCACAUGGCGGUAGUGCCAGCAGUCCUCAGCGAUCGAUCUCGACCAGCGAUCGAUGGUCACUGAAAAACUUUCUUCCGCCGCAGGUGCCAAACGAAGCCAGCAAUAAUUCGCAGAUGAUUGGGUCGAGCAACUCAGGCUCGAUGGGAUCCAUUCAAAAUUUGAACAUGAACGAAAACUCUAAUUCGCCGCGAUUGCCCGGAUCCCCGCUUACAAUCAUUAAAAACGAGCCGCCACCGAUAGAAGAUGAUCAUCUUUCGAACGGAAGUAGUAAUCCCGAGGGUGUUUUUGUAAAACAGGAACCUUUUCCAAGUGAGAACAGUACAUCAUCACCGAGUGCGGGUGGAGUUCCGACCGCAACAUCCAGCUCGGCCCUGCCCGGUCUGAAUGGGGGCUUAGGUGGUGCUGGCUUGCAAGAUUUCAAUAAGUUGACUGAGAUAAAAGACGAUAUGGACCUGUCGAGCCCUGCCAAAAGUCCCGAGAAAGAUUCGAACGAUCAGGUGGAUAGCAUAGAAUCGGAUGAAGUAAGUAGUGCUUUAAGGACGGUCAAAGAACUCCAAAACAUUCAACCAUUAUCGGGAAUAUCCGAUAUUGAGGACAAUAAUAUGGAAACGGGUGCGACUGCGUUGGGCAACACGGCGAUAAGCAAUGCUGUACCAAGGGCAGGGCAGAAGGUAAAACGAAAGCGAAAGCCAACGAAAACAUUUCAAGAACGGGAACGAGAUGGGUCCAGUAGUAGUGACGACGACGGGUUCUCGAGUUCUCGGCGAAGUCGAUCGCAAUCCUUCGAGAAGGAGAAAAAAGGUCGAGGCAGACCAAAGAAGAACCCAGCUACAACGAGUGCAUCUUCCAUUGUUGGUUCUUCUAGUACCAGACAGUCGGAUGCGGAUUCAGUGGCCAGUACUAACAGCAAACGACGAUUAUCGAUUUCUUCCACUAAAACGAUAUCUUCAACACCUACUAAAAAGGAUACUUCAAACACACCCGCCAAAAAGACUGCAGCCCGAAGACGUUCCUCCAGAGCGAAUCAAAAAAUAACCAGCCGAGAAGUUCUCACCACAACUGACGAUUCAGAUUCGGAACCGGCCAGAGACAGUAACGUGGGCAACAGCGAAAUGGACGAAAAGAAGAGGCUGCCUGAAAAAUCCAAGAGUACCAAAUCGAGCCCCAUCAAGAGUGUGAACAUGUUGCCACCGAAGCCUCUAGGAGUUGAUCAGUUUACAUCGGAUAGUAAUGAUGACAUGUCAUCACCUCGAAGAACUUCAAUCAUCUCACCUCCUUUCCCACCAAUGACAACGGUUGGUCAGCCUUCAUCGGUUUCCAAAGUAGUACCGAGAAAACCAUCGACUUCCACGUCAGCUUCUAUUGAUGACGACGAUGAUGAUGACGAUGAUGAGGACAAUUUGGGCCGGUCUCUCAGUGAUUCUGGUAGUGCCAGCGAUGGAGGAGUUAAACGGGAUAAGAAAAUCAACAAAAUCAAGAGUGACAAAAACAAAAAGGACACUUUACGGAAACUAUUUUCCAUCAACAAAGAAGGUGGAGCUAAGGGAGGUAAAGGAGGUAAAGGUAAAGGUCAGGUCGUGAUAGAAGAGGUACAUCACACGAAGGCUUCGUCCAUUCAGACUACCAUCAAUACAACUCCCAACUCCAAAAUGCACCUACUUAGUGUGCCUCAAACGGACUUGUCCCGUAUUACUACACCACCUCCUGUCUCGGUCGGCGCGGAAAGUCGUGGUACCUCUGCAUCAGCAUCGUCGUCGUCGAUCGUAGAAAAAGUGCUUUUAUCACCCGCCAGAACUGCCUUACUCAACAACAUCUCCCUUAUCUGCCGCAUCGAUUUGAAUCGUCUGCUCAAGAUACCACCGCCACCGCCAGCCAAACAACAGUUGGCGAAAACGAAUGAAAGCUACAGUGCCCAGCGCAGUGCCUCCGCUCGACACAAGAGCAAAAGCCCAUACGAAAUGAAGAAGCGGCGAAACUCGAUAGCCGGCAAUUAUUUCGAAACGAGUGCCCCGCAACGGAUGAAUGACGACAAAUCUUCAUCCAAUAACUACAGACUGACCGAUGGGAUCGAUCCUAAGCUGGUGGCAAACGAUCCGGUGCUACUGGAGAAUGGACGCCACCGGAGCAAUAGCAAUGCUAGCGAACACCAAUCGCGAGAGCGUUCGCGUGAGUAUCGCGAAGAAAACGCCUCUCCACUGUUUCCACCCCAACACCAUCACCACAACAACAAUCACAAUAAUACCUCAGCUUCGUCAGUUUCAUCAGGAUCUGGUUCGGCACAAAAAUCAGCGUCCACCGCCAAACAGCAGCUGACCUACGACGAGAAGUUACCAACCAAAAGCGAAAAACUGCUGUACGGUCAUAACAGCAGCGGUGGUGCCACCAGCACUAACUAUCCGAUUAAGGAGGAUAAGUCAGCGCUAGUUUUCAGUGGCCCCGGCGGUGCAAACACCAAACCAUUCAAUAUCAAGCACGAAAAUCUUAUCAAGCAGGAAUAUCCGGAAGCUGAGGAUAGCAAAAUGUCCACCGUAGCUCUAUCGAAACUGGCAGUGGCCGCACAGCAUGUAGUGCAACCUCCCGCGCAGCAACAGCAACAACCGCAGCAGCCUCCGCCAGAGGGCGUCAGUCGGCGAAAACGCACUUCUAGUUCAAGCAGCAAUUCCUACAAGGAAAAACGACGAAAAAGGGACAAAUCUAGUACCAUUGCACAGACCGAAGCACUUGACCAAAUGCCUCCAACCAAUCACGAUCGGUUAGAAGCGGACCAACAACAACAGCUUCCUGUACCACCUGCUCCUGUCACAUGUGCCCCAAAUACCGCAAUCUCCAACACAAAACAACAGGUAGCUCCGGCUUCGACGGCCGUAGAACCAGCACUGGGCAGCUCAAUUGGGACCGGAGUUAGUACGGCUCCGGUCAAAAUGAUAUACGUAUCGUAUUUCGAGCGUUCCAACGACGACGAACUGGAAAUUCGGGACCAAAACCGGUAUCUGUCAGAAGCGAAACGACUGAAGCAUGCCGCUGACCGAGAGGGUGAUCAUCUGGCGCAAGCCAUGCUCUACCUGGAAGCGGUGCUAUUCUUUCUUCUUACCGGUGACACCAUGGAGAGGGAUCCGAUCACCGAGAAGGCCGCUUUCACCAUGUAUAAAGAUACGCUCAGUUUGAUCAAGUACAUUUCAUCGAAAUUUCGUAGUCAACAGCAGCAUCUCACGGUACAGGGUAGCAUCCAUAGCAAAGUGGCGAUAUUAAGUUUACGGUGUCAGUCGCUAAUCUAUCUGAAGCUGUACAAAAUGCGACGUCAUGACAUAAAGGAAGUGCAGAGGAUUAUCGCAGAGUACAACCAGAAACCAAACACAACCGUAUCAGCCGAUAUGGUGAAUGGCAAUACACCGUCGCCGCUGUCACCCACCUCCGUGGGAUCGCAGAGUUCCGGCUACUGCUCCGGGCAAACCGGCCAAACCAAUCCAAUCCAGUGCUCGUCGAUCAGUUCAUCCCCGUCACCGUGCUUGCUGAUGCCUGUUCAAGUGCAUAUGGCAUUUCAAAAGCAAGCGACACUUUUCAACCAUCUGCUCAACUGUCAGGACUUAUGGGAACAAGCGGACAAUCUGGUGAUUCGGGGUUAUCAUACAGAUUUUUUCAUCGAGCUGGACCACGAGAACGGACCGAUGACGUUACACAGCUCGCUAUAUAAUGUGGUCAAGUACGUACAGGCUGGCAUCCAAAAGUUGCGGAGGAUGUAAGCAUAUAGCAAUUAAUCAGUGAAUUAUGCGGGUCCAAUCCUACAAGGAAAUCGUGUGUACACCCUAGCCAACUAGCAGCAAACACAUUUACAGACAGUCUGAAUAGAUUUUUAACACCACAAACCGAUCGACCAUAAGCUAGCCUAUUACAGAACCAGCCUGAGGAAAAUGGUACCGACAAACUAUGAAAGACGUGUGGAAAUUUGGGUGCCAGCGAACAGAAAGUUCGUGAAUGAUGGUAAUUAAGAUUUCGCGACACGUGCCGACAAUGACUGACAAUAAUCCACCCAACAAAUUACAACCCGAGACUAGCUGGAUCACGUUAUCAGUGGUAGACGAUCGAACGUAGAAGGAACGGAAGAUGAGCCAACAGCCCAUAGGGCGACAAGAAGGGGAACAGCUGUGAUUUUGUAUGUGUUUAGUGAUUGAGUAUAGGUAGUAGUAGGUGAUCAGAUUCCGUACGACGCUAGUUGAUCAUUGGAGGAAAAACCGCGCUCAUCAUUUGGCGGUAUUUUAUUUUUCUUCAGUUACUGGGAAUCUAUUUUUUCUUUUCUUGUGCUUCUGUUGUCGGUGCUUCUCGGCUGUGCAUUGGUGCAACUGAAGAGUUGGUGGUGAUAUCUAGCAUAAUUUGAACCCAGGUUGUUGUUUUUUCCGGAGAGAUUUCAUGAAAUAGACGCAUUCGGUUUCGUUCAACGAUCGUCACACACGGCUUAAGUAUGGUGACGAGUCCUCAUUACAUCGAUUUAUAUUAUUUACAGAAAUAAUAGCUUAUUCACUACUUUUGUUAAACGUAUUGCAACGUACUUUGCUGAUGUAGUUAUUUCUAUUUGACAAUUUUUUAUUCGAGGUUUGAAAUUUCUUUUCUUUUUGCACAGUUAUGUUAAUAAAUCCAAAAUAAUGUUUGCUACUUUGUUAUAUGUGGUUUUAUAAAUGCUCUAGAUUUGCCCCGUUAGCAGCUGGACGCGCAACCGAGAAUCGUUCAGUGUCAAUUGAUUGACUGAACUGCAAACAGCAAAUCAGUUGGACAUUCCUAAACUACUGAACAACAUUUCAGAAAAAAAAAUCGAAUAUAUCCACGGUCCAUCCAGUGAAAAAUUAGUACCGAUGAGUACAGUAAGAAAACCGAAGGGAUGAGAUAAUUCCUCUGUGGAAUUCCAAACGUACUCAACUGUAUUCGGGUUGACUAUCUUGCGUAUGAUCAAUCGAAUGAUACUGCCACGCCCGUAAUUCUUUCAUGGCCGGACAAUCUUACCUGUACCUUGAAUAUCAUCAUAAGAAAGUGUUACAAAAUUGAUGUUCGACUCGCGGGAGGUGUCAUUCAGUAGAUGACAUCGGAGAAGUAACAGUAGUUUAUCAGUGUACCAGGUGUACCCCAAAUUAAUAUCCGUUUUCUUCCGAUAGAUGAAAUUUUACGUUACGUUAAGUGUUUUGCGUUGAAAAAGUUCUUGGAAUCAGUUUUCAUCGCUUUGUAUUGCUUCUCAUGUUCUAUCAAGGAAAAAAGUAUCCGAGCGCUUGUGGAAGUUUAUGACGAUCGUGUUCUAACACUAUCACAAUAACACGCGGUUUCUAAAAUUCUAAUAAAUGAAACCUGCUCACCCUUCAUUUUAAAAACGUGUGUGUGUAGCGUCAUCUCUACUGUUCGAUUAGGGAAAUUCGCUCUUCAGUUUUGAAUAUGGCAUCGAAGCAAGUGAAGCAAUGCGUCAAAAUUUAGCACGCGUUUUGCGAAAUUCCGAACUACUCGCAAGUUAAGUUGGGAAUUAUAUAAGCGAAAAUUGUAUGUAAAUCGGAGACGGUCGAAUUGCUGAAACUAUCCACGGCGUUCGUUAUCAACUACAAAUGAACGAUUUGAACUGAACCAUUGCGAAAAAUCGACCAAAAUCCAAAGAACGAUAGAAGUUUGCGACUCACUGGGAAGUGCUUGACCAUGCUGCUUACGGCUUACGGAUUCUUAUGAAAAUUGGCGAUAAAAAUUCUCCCAGCGGUUCAAUACCAAAGGCAAAAAAGCCUUGGUAUUACAUUCCUGUAGUGGAAUUUGACCUUCUGUUUCAACAGACUUCGCAGCCGAUUCAGAGUGUACAGAACCAUUGCAUGGCUGGUGCUACGAUUCUACUGACAGUACGAAUCAUUCCAGGUCGGGAUUCGAACAUACGACUGUUUUUUAAGACCAAAGGCAGAAAGGUGUAAAAAGCGAUGGAAAAUAUUUCGAAUGAAAUAAUUGUAACGAUUCCCUUGCAAUUAGUGUUUUUUAGUUACCGAAAAAACAGAAAUUAUUAGAAAUACACCUGGUAUUAUCGUUUAGGAAGGAAGAUUCGACCUAAAGGUGCCAACAUAUGUAUAUCUAAUUUUAUGUGUGCGAAAUAUAUGUCAAAACCGUCUAGGUGACGCAGUCUCCUGGUAGUCGGUUCAUGUCGGCGUAGUAUACGACUUUCUGAUUUUUUCAAACGAUCGCUAUGCCAUCUGACGUUAUAUCAAACGUGAGGCAAUCUUUGCCGUCUAUGGCUGAGAUGAAGGUUUUCCUCUCCUUAAAACAGAUGUAAAAUCUCUUUCCUCUUGAUCCAACAUGCAAAGGCCAAUUCCAGAAAAAUUGAAAAAUUCCAGAAAAACCACAAUCAAAUGUUUUUAAAUUUGCAGAAUAUGAGAACAAAUGUUAGUUUUUUAAAAUCGCGAAUUUAGUAUGAUAAUCUAUCCACCCUCGGCCAGAGUAGCACGUAAAGAAAAAAAUAUACAUUUUAUAUAAUAAUCUAUCGAAAUACCGGUAUUUAAGUUUCAAACACCGCUAUAUAAAGAUUAUUCGAGAAGGAAAAUAAAAAAAAAUAUAUUUAUUCAAAGUGUUGGGCAUUCCCAGCUACAUAAAAAGAAAUCUACAUCGAAGUAAAAAACUAAUAAUCAGAAGGGGCUACAUUUGGUGAGUAAGCCGCAUGCGAUAGCACUCCCCAUCCGAAUUUCUAUAUCUACUUCAGGAUCGGUUUUCAAAGUAUGAGCCGGAGCAUUAAUUCAAUUUUUUUUAUCAGUAAAAGCAAUAAUUUAAAUUUCUGCCAUCAACGGAAUCCGUAUAGCCGAUCUUGAAUCGUCCCUUCUCGAACGUGGAUUAAUUUGAUUAAAGUUGUAUUGGCUAACCGUCAGCUUCGUUUGAAAGAAAUCGUAGGACAGCAUCUUGAGCCCAUCUACUCUCUUCUGUCUGUCUGCGGGCUUUCAUUUCUCUGUAAAGUAUGAUACACAAAAUUGAUUCAGAGAGAAGAAUAAAAACAGCGCAGCCAACUGAAAAGUCUGUAAAUUUUGAAAAAAGUCUGCGAAAAAUUCGAUUUUCAAAAUUUUGCAAAAAAUCUGCAACAACAACGUCUGCAGCACUUUAUAAGAAAUCUGCAGAUCUGGCAUUUCUGUAGAUUUCUGUAGCGUAGUGAAAUCACAAUGGGUCUGAUUUGCGUAGAAUUUCGCCUAUUUUGGUACAUUUCUAGGCAUAACUGUCGCAUCAUGAAAAAUAGCUAUAAUUCAAUUUACAAACGAAAACAUCGGCAGGUAAAAAUAAGUUGGUUCUAAGUAUAGUUUCUGACAGAAGAGGUUUUUUUUUCAUUGCACCGUUUUUCUCCAAAUAGAAAUCUUAGUUUGACUCUUUACUCGCAUUUCUCUCAGUUGUCUAUUUUGGAAUAUGGGAUAAUCGGGCGUAGAACGGAAGUAUAUUCCACAAAACUAAGCCCUUUUUUUGGCUACAUCAUUCGAAUUAUUUUAACAAGAAGAUUUAAAUUUAUGCUAUAUUGUAACUGAAACAACGUAUCCUAACAAACUUUUGUUUGGCCAAGCACAAUAGACCGAACUAACUCUAGGAAGCUACAACUGAGUAUGAACAAUUAUAGCUAAAUGAUUUGGUAAUCAUUAUCUUGUUGAAUGUCGAUACAAAAGAUCCCGGUCAGACAUAUAAAACAACACGUUUUUUAUUCCAAAAAAAAUUGUAUUGCUCCUUGAAGAGCAAUUGUUUUAAUAGCGUUCCAACGUUUCUACACCACUUUUAUACCACGAUUUCUCCUUGGUCUGGAAAUCGCUUCAAUCUUUCUCAAGCAAGCGUCUUUUUUAAUCUGAGAUCUGCAAAUUAUCGCUGGGGGCUAAAUUCGACGAAUGUGGUGGAUGCACCACAAUGGUGCAAUUCGAAUUUCAAUACAUGGACUUCAGACAGCCGUGAGAAAACGUGGAACCCAUUUUGUGAACCAAGUGCUCAUUCAACAGUGUUUUAUCAACACAUGCAAUCUUGCGAUCUCAAUUGUUACUAAUUUUUCAAAAGAAGAACCACUGCUAGUACAACAUCUAAUACAUUUUAUGAACCGAGUGUCAAGAAAUUUUGACAGAUGUAAUCUCCAAAAUGUCUCUAUUGAGCGCUAGCGGAAUUUUCAGUUAGUGACACCACCUAUCUGAUAGUCCAGGGACUUAUUGACUGACGAGUUAACUCAAGAAGUACAGUUAAUGAGCAUUCUGGUAAUUUUCUUCCUGACUAAUACCUAGCCGUUCUAGGGAAAUACUUCAUGCUUUAGUUCGUCCGGUCUCGGUCUGGCAGAGGUUUUUCUGAUAAAAGAUCUGGAGAAUGCUAUAUUUGGGAAAUUAAUUCUCUGGAAUGACUUUCUACGGAAUAGUAAGUAAAUGAUUUGUUUAAAUGAACUCGAUCGUCUUAGUACAAUAUGAAUGUAAAAAGAUGAAAAACAUUUUUGCUGAUCGGUUAACAACAAAACAAAUGAAAAUUUUCUGGUUGUCAGUAAGUUGUGAUUAAAGGUUUCAAACGAGUUAAGAAAUGCCGGAAAUGAUUUCAAUUCUUUAGUGCAGUUAGAAAGCAAGCGAACUCCACCGCUAGUUUUCUGAAAAAGAGCGAAAAUGAAGGAAAUGACCGAGAAUAAAUUUUCUAUUCUAAUAUUGAUGAAUUUGUGUGUGACAUUUGGGAAUAUGUUGAAACGCAUUGGUUAGUAUUUCUUGUUAAAAUAUCAAUUCAACAACGAACACAAUCAACUGAUACUUUUGGCGUCAGAGAUUCGAACGUGAUCAGUGAUCCUGAUUAGAACAAAAAAAAAACAUGUUCACCAUACUUCAAUCAAUCAGAAAUCGACGGAUCCCAACACAGCCUCAUUAGAAGCACCGCAUGUUUGCUGAUGGCGGUAGUACUAAACAUCAAUCACCAUGUAAAACUCCGUGCUGCAGCAUAGUAUAAUCAAGUUACUUAGUGAGGAUUACAAUUAAAUUAUUUGAAAACAAAAAUCAUCUAACAUGAAACUCACAUCAAAGAUUAGUUAAAUCUUAGUUACUCAACUAGCGACAAGUGUGCCGUCAGCCAAUGGCAGCCAACUGGACAGCCUAUUUGUUAUACGAAAUUCCUCUAUUUAAAUGCUUUUUUUAUUUUAAUUUGUUCUAGAUGUAGCUAAUUUAAAUGCUUUGUAUUAGAUGGCGAGCAGUGAACCGUGUGUGCUAGUUAGAAUGCAACAGACCAGAAUACUGAUACGACGAAAGAGCGCGCUUACCAACGUAUUCCAAGUAAAUUGUAAGCAAUGAUGAAACAAGAUGAUUGCGAACCGUUGAAAUAUCGCUUUGUCUGGUCGUGAUUUAGCGAAUGGGUAGCGAAAUUUGCUUUUUAUUAAAAUAUACCUUAAACUGAAAAGACAAGCGUAGUCUGUUCGUUUCUGUUUUCGCUAGUAGUGUAGAUUUAAUUGUUAUUUUUGUGUAGAUUCCGUUUGACAUUCAUUUUAUUUAUAUUCGUUGCUCUUUUAUUAUUAAUUUUAGUUUAGUUGAAAGGUUCUGUUUCAUGUUUCCUCUAUGUGGUGUUUCGCUGUCUUAAAACGAAUACAAAAGGUUCUUAUUAAUAAUGCAAGGCAGUCCAUGAACGGCGCAAUUCUUUAUUUGAUCUCCGCUUUGUUUGGUCGAUUGUUUCGUCAGAAAAAAACUCUUAAGUAGCGUGGGAAUCUUUUUUUCGAAUAUGUCCUACAAUUUUGAUGUGUGUUCAUGAUUGCUAAACUUUAGUUUGCUCUAGCAUUUUUAAAAAUUUAUUCACGAGAUCCUGACAGUAAAAAGAUAUCAGGAGCAUAGAGUCAAGUUUUUGAUUGAUCGCUUUUUGCAUAAAAUAUUCCACUGCUUCGGACUUAGUUUGUACACAUUUCCAGGUACCAUUGAGUAACAAAAAGUGCAAUUCUACAACGUGGGUACAUUGAAAAACAACAUCAAUUAAAACUCGUUUUGCGGCAGUCAUGAUUACGAAAAAAAGAUAUGCAUUCGAUUCCCUAUAGUUACAAUGAAGUAUAGCAACCAAACAUAGUACAUAAUACUCUUUAAGAGCAAUCUUCCGCAAUCGACUCUGACCGAAAACAAGCGUGUGAUGUGGUAAUUUUCUAGGAAAGACAUAGAAUCAAGUAAACGCUAAAACAGUUAGUGACCAAACGGGACUAUAAAUCAAUCAAACUUUUUACGGCGAUUUAACAAAUCGGAAAGGGAUUCAAAGUUUAACAACUACAGCAACAAUACAAUACCAAGUAAAUGGAAUAACAAAUGAAGAAAAUGUAAACAAUGAAAAAGAAAAGCAAACUUGCAACCAAUGUACUAUUUUAGGUUUACUAGAACAGUUAAGACAAGUCAAUAUUAUUAUACCUAUCGUAUGUGAUUUUUUUCAUCACAUCGAAUCGGAACACGAAGUCUAAAGUAAGGGAAACUAAAAUCGUCGUGUCGCGUCACAGCCCACUGGAACUAGAACAAACAGUAAUAAUUGAAGUAAAAAGUUCUAAACUAUAUAGCAAAACAAAGCAGCAACAACAACAACUUAUAAUCCUAACGACAGAGUAGAGCAGAGCAGGAAACUGUAAACAGAAUGAAUACUAUAUAAUAUUGAAUAUAUAUAUACACCGUCGAUUUUAGUGACGAUAGGGUACUCUCUUGAUAAGAAAAA